AUGAUCACUUUAAAUCUGAACAUGUUUCCCUUAGAUUUAAAAGUUCAUAAUUUUUACUAUUUGUAUAUAAAUAUAGAUGAUAGUAAAAUGAUGCAAGUGUUUAAUAGCACAAUUAAUCAGUCUAAUGAUUUAUGGAAAAGAGAGAGAUAUUUUCGUUUAUCAGCAAGUGCAAAAGCUCACAAAAUAAAGACUUACAGGAACUGGUCAGAUAAAGGAUUAUUAAUUUUAUGUAGCACAUUAUUAAAGGAAAACAAACUGGGAAAGCAAGGUAAAAUAAAUGUAACUUAUGGUCAACAAAAUGAACCAAUAGCUUUAGAAGUAUUCAAGCAGAUGUACAAUAAAGAUGUACUAAAUUGUGGUUUAAUAGUAGAUGUUAAACGACCAUGGCUAUGUGCAAGUCCCGAUGGACUUAUUUUGAAUGAAAGUGGUACCAUAGAAAAGGUAUUGGAAAUUAAAUGUCCAAUAUCAUGUAAGAAGAAACCCAUAGUUGAUUCUAAUAAAAAUAUAAAUGUUAAAUAUUUGGAAUGGGAUAAUUGA
This is a messenger RNA of Macrosiphum euphorbiae (potato aphid), 537 nucleotides long. NCBI's taxonomy places the organism in Eukaryota, Metazoa, Arthropoda, Insecta, Hemiptera, Aphididae. The record is from the annotation of a GenBank genome assembly.